This is a messenger RNA of Rhinichthys klamathensis goyatoka, 5575 nucleotides long. RefSeq names its product transcription activation suppressor a (gene tasora). Gene Ontology annotation, biological process: protein localization to heterochromatin; negative regulation of gene expression, epigenetic. Lineage: Eukaryota; Metazoa; Chordata; Actinopteri; Cypriniformes; Leuciscidae. The record is from RefSeq and is a predicted model, not a curated record. Gene Ontology annotation, molecular function: chromatin binding. The transcript is spliced from 23 exons. Gene Ontology annotation, cellular component: heterochromatin; nucleoplasm. The coding region runs from base 170 to 5575 and encodes 1801 amino acids.
GAUCCGGUCACACUCACACACACAUUGCGGCUAUGAGUGGGCAUGUACAUGCGUGUGUGUUUAUGUGUGUUGUGAGGCACAUUCAGCAGACAGAAACACCGCACUGCCUCCAGCUUUCAGCGCUGCGAGGAGAACACACUCAUGUCUGGAGCUCGUGAAUAAAGCAGCCAUGGAGCAUCGAGGAGGCAAAACCAGCGACAAAGAGAAGCACGAUCCUGCUGCGCCUUCAUGGAGCCAAAAUGGCGGCCCGGAGGAAGAGUGUGGAUGCCCGGACGGUCCCGAUGAAGAGAAGCGGCUCAAGAGAGUCUCACGGGCCGCGAAACCAGCCGAAGAGCAGCCGCGACUGAACUUCCACAUCCCCCGGAAGAGCAGAGAAAAGAGAGCUCUGUUUCAGCACGUGUCCCUGGACUCCCGGGAGUUCUCCGAGAUCCAGCAGAUCCUCAGCUCCAGCUAUAAGGACAGCUCCUCCGCCGGGACGUUCCUGUACUCCAAGCCUCGCCUCGUGCACAGCGACCCUCUGGAGAAAGACUUCAUGGAGAAGCGGCGGGAGUUGAAGCUGGACGGGCGCACGGAGAAGGAGCUGUCUGAAUCCUUCUGCUUCCUCAUGUGUGACGCUCAGAAGGUCUCCGUGGUGUGUGAGAGAGGCCUGUCUGUGGGCAGCAGCUGGAUGAACAUGCUGGGGAAUCCAGCGAAAGGGGUUUACCUGUGUCAGUUUUCUGACCUGCUUCAGAUCAGCCCCAUCGAGCCUGGAUCCACGGGAAACAUCGUCAUCUUCAAAGUCAUAAAGGGUAAAGUCAAGAGUGUGCAUGACUGUAUGUCCAGAUGUAUAGAUCCCACUCCUAAGUUUGACAGCCACUUCUCCAAGAACUCGACGCGCGUGACGUCGCUGCUGGCGUACAGGUCGUUCGAGUACACUCAGCAAUACUUCUACGAGUACGUGGACUUCGAGAUCUCGUCCCGGCCGAGACACGUGUGUCCGUACGCUGUGGUCUCGUAUUACUUCAAGAGCAGAGAGACCUCCACGGCUGUGCCCAAACCCCUCGCUCCGCUCAGGACCAGCAGUCAGCCGUCAGGGACGAGCAGAGGCAGGCGCAGCUACACGGUGUGGCGCGGGCACUUCGUGAACCAGGGGAAAGACAUGUACCAGGCCUGCCUUCGCUCGCUCUCCCGGCCGUUCCUGCCAUUCAAACUGCCGGAGAAGAUCGAAGUGGGCACCGUGAUGCGUCUGCAGCAGGUGAAGCAGAAGAUGCCGUCCGCACUCUUCUCCUGGAGCAUCUACACCGGCAGCCACGAAGUGUGUAAGAGUGGCAUGUUCUGCAGUCUGUUUGACGUGGUGGAGAAGGACAAGUCCCCGAAGAGCUUGAGCGCUCUGCUGCAGACUCUGGAGGAGCAGGGGCUGGUGCUGGUGAACAUGGUGAAGGACCGAGGGUUCUUCUUCUUGCUCUCCGCCAGUCAAAUGGCCAACUCCAGCGAGCGACGAGGCGGCUGGAAGAUGUCGUGUAUACAAGCACUUUUCAUUUACCGAGAGAAGCGCGAGCUGUUAAAGAGCCCAGCGGCUCCCUGCCGGCCGGUGUCCUCCGAGCGCUGGGGUCCCGUCAUGCCCCAGCACGACUCGUUCGUGUCCGCUCUUCACCUGGCCCUGAGCAAGGCCCGCGCGGACCCCCCCGCCGACCCCAGCGCCUGCGUACAGCAGUCGGUGUGCGAGUACCUCACGCACCUGCGGCUGGGCAAGCCCGUGCAGCGCGUCCGCACCGACUACGACCCCAAGCUGGACGUGCGGGAGAAGCUGUUCCCCGCCCCCCGGCAGAAGCCCAGCCUGGAGCCCUUCCUGCGGCCCUACAUCUACAGCCCGGGCCUGUUCACGCUGGCCCUGCACGGCCUGAAGGCGACGGUGGAGGAGCUGGGCCACGCCGGCAGCGCUCAGGAGAACCCCGAGAGAGUGCAGGAGCUGCUGGAGCUCAUCCAGCUCAACAAGAAGAGCUCGCAGGGCGGCGCAGGGGCCGAGGCCGCGGAGAAGAGGAAGGGGGAGCUCCACGCUGCUGAGGGAGCCGCCAAACGCCAGAGGAGCAAGCCCAGCGACGAGCUCGCGGAAGCGGAUGAGCUGCAGUCCGCUCCUCAUCUCUCUGAUGUCGUGAGCAGCGUCGGCCUUCAGGACACAGACCUGAGGAAGGACAAGUCUCAGAGUGCGCUGAAGGUCAUGCAGAUGCUGGACAGCUUCGGGACGACCAGUCUCGACACAGACCUGCGUAAAGACAAGAGCCACGGGGCGCUGGAGGUCAUCAAGCUGAUCGACACCCUGACCAGAGGCUCCUCAGAGUCGCCCGCCGACUCCGAGCUGAAGGAGGCGGAGGACAUCUCUGACGCCGCGCUGUUCGACAGCAUGCUGAGACUCGGCCUCCCCACGGACCGGGACAUCGACCUGAGGAAGAGGUUCAUCCACGACGACGAGCCCGGGAGGACCGACGGCCUCGAGGAGGAGACGGCCGGGAGCCUGAGCAGUCUAGAAGCGUUCAGCCCGUGCUCAGACUCAGGCGGACAGCAGCGCGGCGUCAACCUGCUCGGAGAGAAGACCAUCCCGUGGGUGCUGAUACCCAUCACAGGUCUGAAAACGGAGAGAUAUUCCCAGAGACAGAUGGACCACCCUGAAGACCCCCGCUUCCUCCAGAGCCCGGUCGUGUCCACACACACCACGCCUGACAAGAAGGAGCUGUCGCCCGCCUACCAGCCCGACAGCAGCAACACCGCCGGCGAUCUGGAGGAUCCGGCCGACGCAGCGGAGGACGACGAGCCCGUUCCUGCGGCCGCGAGCACUGAGAGCCACGCUCCUGCUGACCCGCCCCCGGCGCCGGGGUCCAGAGCCGGCGUCGACCUCAUCGUGGACGAGCAGAUCUCCGGCUUCUCCAGUGAGGUCGAGCAGCUCCUGAGGAACAGACACAUUUAUUACGUGUCUUGUUUAAGCGCUCAGGGCUCGCGAGGACCGCCCAAGACUCCAGUUCUGCCUCUUUCUGAUUACAUCUCAAACUUCCACACACCCUUCCCUGUCACCAACUACAUCAGCUCUUUCCGGGACAGCCUGAAGGUGUUCAUAGACUCCCAGAGUGCCAGUGGAGCCCGCUCCGCUCAGGAACACGUGUCUUCGUCCACUUCUGCAACUGAAGUUACUUCAAAUGUCCCUGAUACGUCCUCCAGCAUUAAUCCUUGUGCUUCCUCGCCUUCGACCACCACUUUUGAGUCGUCUCUGAGACCGUGUUCCCCUUCUAGUGCCCUACCGGACUCAAUGACGCCACAUCACUCGAGUGAUGUCCACGAGCCUCCCCAAACGCUGUGGCCGCUAGAGCAGGACUCCGAGAGCCAGACCCGGGAAGCGAACAGCACCAGUGCUCUUCCUCAGGGCUCAGCGGAGAUGAACGGGGGUCCGGUGGCUGAGACUACGGAGACGGUGGAGGGCCAGAUGGCACACACACACGCUGAAGACGUCCCGAUGGCACACACACACACUGAAGACGUCCUGAUGGAAUACACACACGCUGAUGACGUCCCGAUGGCCCACACACUCACUGAAGACGUCCCGAUGGAGCACGCCCACUCACACACACACCCUGAAGAGGUCCCGAUGGAGCGCGCACACACACGCGCUGAAGACGUCCCGAUGGAGCGUGCGCUCAGCUCCAUCAUCCAUCAGCUGCAGCCGGAGGUCAUCAGUAACCUGGUGGAGAUCCUCAAAGGGGUGCAGAAGAACUCGGUUCACUUCUACAUCCAUUCCACCAACGAGGAGGAGGAGAGUGACGUCUGCUGGGAAAUAAAGGAAUAUUUGAAAAAGUUGGGGGAUUUGGAGUGUAACCCUCAGGGUUUCCUUGAGAAAAGCAAUAGUCAAGAUAAACUACUGGUCAUCAUCCCGAAUAUGGACAUCGCCACACAGGUGCACAAGAUCCCUUCUUUGGUUUCGCUGAAGAAGCAUCCGUCCGUGAGCUUUGCUGGCGUAGACAACCUGAGUGACAUCCAGAACCACACCUACAAUGAGCUCUUCCAGUCCGGGGGCUUCAUUGUGUCUGACGAGCACGUGUUGAACCCAGCCGUCAUCACCGCAGAGAAGCUUCGAGACAUCCUUGAGCACAUCGAGCGGCUGAACUCUCCUCAGAGCCCCUGGAGGUGGAGGAUACACUUCAAAUCACACAAGAAGCUCCGAGAGCACAGCAGGCUCAAAGGGGAUGCCUUGAACUUGUACGAGAUCCUCGCUGCUUAUGAGAAGAGGCAUAUUGUGGAGAUCCUGUCGUACCACGAGUGUGACGCUCCGUCACGAAGAGCACCGGACCUCGGCUGUCUAGUGGAUCUGCAGGCGAGAUUCAUCAAGCAGCGACACCUGAUAUUUCUUACAGGCUUCCAGUUCGAGAUGUUCCCCCUCUACUCGAGCAGUGGCAUCGUCAUUGCCAAUGUUGAUGACGUAAAGUUUGUAAUAAGCAGUUUAGCCAGUGGAGAGGCCGUGGCCAGCGUCCCGUCUGCGGAGACUUACCCCUGUCCUGAUCCAGCGUCAUUGAGAGAUGAUAGCAUGUCCAUGGACUCGGACCAGGACUCUUCAGAUAACAGUGUGUCGGUCACAGCUCAGUUGAGCCAUGUUGUUACAGACCAGCAGCCGUCCCUCGCGACGGAUCCGUUCCCCCCCGUCUCUGAACCCGCUCUUCAUCAACACCCAGCGAACACCGAAACCAGCGACACGCCGAAAGAGUUGGACUUUAAAGCUCUCAGCGAAGCAAUCUCUCAGUUCAAGGCUUCCAGGAUGCUUGCGAAGUGUGACGCCGGCGACGCUUUGGAAACGUCUUUUCGAGUGGAUCCCCACCAAAGCUUCCUCGGCCUCGGCGAUCUGUGCGAGUCUCCUCAGUUCUCCUCGGACACCCCCGGCCCGCCGGCGGCUCCCCCGAGCCGGACUGAACCCGCCGCCCCGACACCGCUCGCUGCGGCUCCAUCUCGUGUUGAAGCCAGCGGCGAUGUGGACCAUCGAGGAGGAUCGUUGUGUGUCCUCAGACCAGCCGCACCGAUCCCCGAGAACGAUAACCAAGAGCCUUGGGCGCAGACCAGCCCGAUCCCGGUCAUAGACACGCGGUCCGGCAUGACUGGGAGGAAAGCCGAGGGUGGUCAAGCGUCCAAUGGGAGCAGUGUUUUGGGGACCCCCCCGAGGAUCAGCACUGGCUCCUUUGACCAGUGCGGUUUCCUUCCCACGCCUAGAUAUGGCAUGGGCAGUUUUUACCCAGGACUGCAGGGUUCUGGCUUCAUGUCCGCCACACAUCGAGCCAUGGGUCUGAGCGGCCCGGGGUUCGCGUCUUACAGCGGUGCUGUUGGGCUCGGACACCCUCUUCUGAACUGCACGGUCUCCAACGGCCUGGGAGCGGUGGGACCUCCCGCCUGGAGAGGGUUCUUGCCCAAUAAUAGCGUUCCGAUGGCGUGGCACAGCUUGCCUCACGGGUCCUCAUCGCCGGCCCGCUUCGGCAGCGACGUCCAGCGGAUCCAGAGCGCCCCGUUCCUCCAGAACUGGCAGAGAGACGCGCACCGUCCCGACGGGGGAGGCUUCGGGGGCUGGUGA